Messenger RNA from Yarrowia lipolytica CLIB122, 1986 nucleotides. RefSeq lists its product as uncharacterized. The record is from RefSeq and is a predicted model, not a curated record. Gene Ontology annotation, molecular function: zinc ion binding. Lineage: Eukaryota; Fungi; Ascomycota; Dipodascomycetes; Dipodascales.
AUGGACUACAUGCAAUUUCCGCCUCUGCCGGUGAUCCGUCUGCCGGAGUUUUUGCAUCGCCGGGAUGACAUGAUGCCCGAGGUGUUUCGCAACUGGCUGGAUCGCCAGCAGAGAACAGAAGAGAAUGGAGAGGCUCCCGAGCUGGAGGCUCAGCUGGAACAGCAGCAAGGAUCGGUGUUGGCGCGAGCUCGAGAGCGCAGAAACACGCUCCAGGACACCCCCUCCAACGUGCCCGCCGUGUGUUCCGAGCCAGAGUUGCAGAGCAGCUAUCUGCAACGGUGGCGAGAAAUGACCGAGCUUUGGAACGAGAGCAGAGACGCAGUUUUGGGCUCUGAUGAUGAAACAGCAGGUGCCAGACCGUCAGCUGUACGACCCGAAGACUACUUUUCCGCUCCAGAAAAUCACAGACUGCUAGGAGGGCCUCUGAACCUGCCGUCUUUUGGAGGACUCAACAUGGCCUGGUUCACACGAGGCCGGGAAGAAAACGGAGAAGCCGCAACAGCCGCAACGGGCUUCCAACAGCUGUUUGUGGAUGGAAGACACCCGUACGACUUUUCCGCAGCUGAAAGCGAUGUCGCGGGAGAAAGCUCUUAUGAGUACACCGACGGAGACGAGCAGGAAGGAGAAGUGGUAGAAGCGUCUACGAUCUCCAGCGUGCGAUCUCCAAUAUUGCCUCCGUCGGAAUCGUCUUCAGAUGACGAAAUGGAUAUGAUUGGACGUCUUAAUUUCGACGGGUUUGAUAGACGACGUUUUCAGCCGCCUCGAUUCCGACCUUCAUGGAACUUUCAUAUUCCCUCAUUUCCCGUCCGUGGAAACAGUGAUCCCGAUACCAAUGAGGACUCCAACACCGACACAGCGGCCACUCCACGAGCCACUCCUAAGCCGGCUGCUCCUCAACGUAUGAUCGCCUACAUUCAAAAACUGUGCAAGAGUAGUAGUGAUCAGCCCGAAACAGAAGUAUCACUUCGUCAAAAGAUUAUGGAGAUUCAGAAUGCCGACUUUUCCGAACGGGAAAAAGCGUACAUGUUACAGACACUCAUGACGCACGAUUACUACAGACUACAGCAGGCUGCAAACGAUGCUCGCCCGACAGCAGAAGCCUCGUCUACAGAUAAGCAACCGACUUAUCAUGACGAAGAGUUGCAGAUUCUGGGCUGCGAACAUUACCAACGAGCAUGCAAACUGGAAUGCAACGAGUGCAACAAGUGGUACACUUGUCGAUUCUGCCACGACAAUGUGGAAUCCCACACUCUCAUUAGAAAAGACACUCGGAACAUGCUGUGUAUGUAUUGCGGUACGGCGCAGCCAGCAGCUCAAGACUGCAUGUCGUGCCACAAGUCCAUGGCCUCCUACUACUGUGCCAUCUGCAAACUGUGGGACGAUGAUCCUGAAAAGUCCAUCUACCAUUGCAACGAUUGUGGCAUCUGUCGCAUUGGCAAGGGACUGGGUAUCGACUUUUUCCAUUGCCAGCGAUGCAACGCGUGCAUGACGAUGGAUCUACACGGCUCCCACAAGUGCAUCGAGCGCUCCACCGACUGCGACUGUCCUAUUUGCGGCGACUACCUCUUCACAUCGACCACUAAGGUCAUUUUCAUGCCCUGUGGACACGCCAUUCACCAGACGUGUUGGUACGACCACACCAGAGUGUCGUACAAGUGUCCCACUUGUGCCAAGAGUAUUUUGAACAUGGAGGCUCAGUUUCGAAUCAUGGACACGGAGAUUGAAAAUCAGCCUCUUCCCGAUCCAUAUGCCGACUGGCGAUCUAUUGUCACUUGUAAUGACUGUUCUGCCAAGAGUAACGUCAAGUUCCACUUUCUGGGUCUCAAGUGUGACAACUGCAAGUCGUACAACACCAACCAAGUCAAGUUACUCAAGCCAGAGGAUGAUGUGGUUCAGGAGGUGCGAUUACAGUCCCCCGAGGUGACAGAGGAGGAUGCCGAGUUAGCUAUUCUGUCUACGGUCGAGAGUGAUCGAGAAGGGGAAUAG